Molecule: messenger RNA, 582 nt
Organism: Penicillium vulpinum
Lineage: Eukaryota; Fungi; Ascomycota; Eurotiomycetes; Eurotiales; Aspergillaceae
Exons: 3
Coding region: 1-582 (193 amino acids)
Biological process (GO): mitochondrial respiratory chain complex I assembly
Cellular component (GO): membrane
Source: RefSeq, a predicted model, not a curated record
AUGGUUAACAGUUUAUGGUUCAAAUGGAAGAAGCUUCGCCUACCCUGGCGGAAGUCCUUCUUGGUCGGUGAGGAUCUCGCCGGAAAUACCUUCUGGGAGUUCAAAGAUGUGAUGAAUGCAACUCGAUACCGGCGCAUUGUUCGAUUCGAUCCCAAAACUCACUUGAGUGAUGUUCAAGUAACACCGCAAUGGCACCAAUGGCUGCGACAUGUCCGGCAACACCCCCCAAGCAUCCAGGAGCAGCAGCAGGAUCUUGUGCGGCAGGCACAAAUCAAACAACUCGCUCGGCUUGCUGAUGAACGUUGGGCCAGCAAGGCCUCCUUCCUCGAUAAGCCCAAGACUCAACACCAAGCACCAUCAACCCAAAUCAAUGAGGCGACUUUGAAUCAGCUGCCCGCCAGCGCUGCUCCCACACAAGAAGCACCAGCUUCAGCCGCAUCCCCCGAAACAGCCUCAAAGGCUGAGCCCGCACCCGCACAACCGAAGACACAAAAGGUGGAGAACCCAUGGGCCAAGGCGAACAAGGCCAAUCCAGGCGAGGAGUGGCAACCUGAAGCAUGGUCUCCUAGUAUCAAGCGGUGA